This is a messenger RNA of Leptidea sinapis, 1432 nucleotides long. RefSeq names its product autophagy-related protein 13 homolog. Lineage: Eukaryota; Metazoa; Arthropoda; Insecta; Lepidoptera; Pieridae. Gene Ontology annotation, cellular component: Atg1/ULK1 kinase complex; phagophore assembly site; extrinsic component of membrane. Gene Ontology annotation, biological process: autophagosome assembly; mitophagy; piecemeal microautophagy of the nucleus. The transcript has a single exon. The record is from RefSeq and is a predicted model, not a curated record. Bases 1 to 1218 code for a protein of 405 amino acids.
AUGGCACCCGACGCCGCAUUCUCAAAUAUCAAUGAUAAAAAUGAAUUCACUAAGUUUACAAAGUUCCUUGCAUACAAAGGGGUACAAGUUAUUGUUGAGUCGAGGAAGGGCGUUAAAAUAGAACCGAAUUCUAAACCACAGUCAGGAAAUACUGACUGGUUUAAUCUACAGAUACCAGACGCACCUGAAGUUAACCAAGCAAUUAAAAAUGCAUUGCCUUCAGACAGAAUACUUGAAACUAUACGAUCUCAACUAAAUGUUGAAAUUUCUGUGCAGACUGAAGAUGGUGAUGAAAUGGUAUUAGAACUAUGGACGCUAGGCCUCGAUGAAACCCAGUUUGAUACAUCGCUUAAAGCAAUGAAUACUGUAUACUUCCGAAUGGGUAUUCUGUUGAAAUCCCUCAUAACAUUGACGAGAAUAACGCCUGCAUAUCACUUAUCGAGAAAGCAAAGAACUGAAUCCUUCACGAUUUUCUAUAGAGUGUAUAAUGGUGAACCGAAACUGAAUUCAUUGGGUGAUUCUGUUAAAAAAACACAAGCCGGAAUGCUGAAAACUCCACUUGGUGGAUUAGGUUUUACCGUUUCGUAUCGCACAAAUUUUUCUAUUUCGCCAAAUAAGUCCGAAAAGAGCAAAACGCUAUUGCUGAAGAGUGACCAUUUCGAACUAAGUCCCAAGCAUGUAAUUUUUGAGUCGAAAAAUAAAAAAGAGCCCAAAGUUCCCCAUCCUGUAGAUCUAAAUAAACCCCUUAGAUUAGCUGCAUUUGUUGACGAAAUGCUGCUGGAACAAGCCAUUAAAGAAUUUCUAUCAGAAAUUCCUAUACCUGUUUGCAGGUUUAGAAACAAAAGCGAUGAUUCUGGCGACAUCCGUGUCGAAUCUAAAAGCACACAAGAAAUAGACAUGGUGGUGUUAUCAAAGAGUCCAACGUCAUUUGAAAUGCCGCCGAAAAAGUUUCCAGAUUAUAGAACUGAAAAUGAACCACCACUGAAGACGCUGCAAUUCCCUUUCGCUGAUGACCACCCAAUUCGCGAAUUGGCCGAGUUUUACAAAGAGUUCUUUAACGCGCCGCGUCUGAAGCUAACAGAGGAAAUAUUCAAGCAAAUGGAAACGAACGAAACUGGAAUGAUGAGUUUAAAUUUUUCUAAAGAUCUUGCCGAGCAUGAAAGUUCACUCAUGCAGUUUGAUAAGUUGGUGGAGGAUAUGUGUAAGUCUGCUGACUAGCAGUACUGCAGUGGGAUGUGAUCUGUAUAUUGGUGUUGGAAGACUGAUAACUUAUCGAUAUAUUUGAUUUAAAUGUAUGUUGUAGAUAAUUAUUCCAUUUUAAUUUGUCUUGUCGUACCUGAACUUUGUGAAAUACGUCGGUAUUUAUUGCUGGCUUAUAAGUAUUGACGACGAGUAAUGAUUUAAAGAUUUAAUAAAAAUAGUGUUAAAUAUU